Messenger RNA from Daktulosphaira vitifoliae (grape phylloxera), 855 nucleotides. RefSeq lists its product as uncharacterized. NCBI's taxonomy places the organism in Eukaryota, Metazoa, Arthropoda, Insecta, Hemiptera, Phylloxeridae. The transcript has 5 exons. The record is from RefSeq and is a predicted model, not a curated record. The coding region runs from base 345 to 839 and encodes 164 amino acids.
UAAAAUUGAUUUUAUUAAUUUUAUAUAUAAAAAAAAAAAUAUGAUGGCUUUAAUCACACAGUUGAAGUUCAUAAUUUGUACUUAUUUACUUGGUAAAGUUAAUAGUUUUAAUGUUUUUACCGAAAUUACACCGGACAUUACAAUGGAAGGUUAUUCAGUAAUGAUUUCGUGUCAUUUCGGGUCUUGAAGAAAAUGAGUCAAUUAAUUCAAUAGAAUGGUAUAAUAAUGAAAAAUUAUUAUAUCGUUAUUCUCCAAAGAAUACGCUUAAUACUAGUGAUUUCAAUAACCCAAAUAUUUUUAUUAGUAAUUACAACGAAUAUAAAGAGGAGGUUGAUUUUAUUAGAAUGUUCUUAAUUAAUGUUACCAGAGAUUUUAGUGGCAUUUAUCGAUGUAAAGUCACACUUGAUACGCCUUCUUUAAUAUCAAAUGAAUCGUCCAGAGAAAUUAUAGUAUUGCAAAAAGAACACCCAAUAUUGAAAGUAGAAAAACUCAAAUAUACAAACGGUGAAAAACUUCGAGCAAAUUGUACGUCACCAACAACACAUUUUACUAAUAAUAUAACUUGGUUUAUAAAUGAUAAAGAGAUAACUAAUAAUAGACCAGAAACAUUUUUUUUGCCUGGUAUUUCAUUCACAUUGAUCAAGACUUUUUCGUAUUUGGAAUACAACGUUGUGUCAUCAAGCCAACUGAAAGUACACUGUUCAAUUACAUAUAGUCCAUUUCGACCUAUACAAAUAUCUAAAUAUUUUAAAAUUAAUAAUAAUGAUAAUAUCGAAAAAGUGAUUAAAGAAUAUACAAAAGAUAUAACUGAUGUAGAAGUGGUUGUCAACAGUGAAUAAGUUUUGUUACAUUGGU